AUGUUCGCGCUACCACUUGAUUCGAAGCAAGCUCUGAUCCAAUGGCUCAAUCCAUGCUUGCCAACAUGCAUUGCUCUAUACCGACGACUCCAAUUUGGACACUUCACACCAGGCUCGCGGUUAUUCAGCUCCGUCGAUUUUACCAUCUUGACUCACGGAAAGGUUCCAAGCAGCCCAUGGAUAGUGGCCUUCGUUGAUCGUACUUGCAGACCAGAAACUGAGGUCUGGAUUGCUGCCAGUUGGGAACACGAUACACCAGCAGACGAUUCAUGGCUUCCACAAGCAGACGACCUUGUCAGAUCUUUAUUGAAGGAGAUCAGCAAGGCUGAAAUCAUUCCCCAAGCAUCGAGUCCCAUCACGGGCUCGGACAAGUCUACAAGUCUCCCUGCAGAUACCAAUGGCUAUGGGAGCGUUGACCGGGAUCAGUAUGAAAAGCACUUGAUGAAUGAAAAGGUUGUCUUGCUUGGAGCUGUCCAUAGCUCUACAGUCGCCAUAUUGAAGAGACUCGGCCUUCUCGACUCGAGCUUUGUUGGUUCAGACAUACCCUAUCAGAAGUACAUCUUUGAUCUUAGAAACGAUGUGGUUCCUCGCAGUCUACCUCCUGGCUUUGUAUAUGGCAAAGUGGAUCCGAAAGACUAUGGGUUGGUCAAAUCACGCACACAGAUUCCUCGUCAGGAUAGAACUCUACGCAAGUUGCCUAGCGUUGCGAUAUACCAUGAACAAGGGGGAUCAACUGCAUCUACGCCCAUUGCCUGGGGCUUCCUGGGAGUAGAUGCUUCACUGACAACACUGCAUGUUGAGAAGGACUACAGAGGACUCGGACUUGCCAAAAGCCUAAGCCUCAAGCUCUUUUCGGACCACAUGGGGGCAUAUUGGCAGCACAACCCUAGUGACGAGGAGAGAUAUGCUCACGCGGACGUAGCGACAGACAACAGUUCAAGCCAAGGUGUAUGCAAGAGUUUGGGAGGAAAUUGGUAUUUUCAUGUGUUUUGGAUACGAGUAGACGUAAGUCAAGCAUAA
Aureobasidium pullulans EXF-150 is the source of this 1020-nucleotide messenger RNA. RefSeq lists its product as uncharacterized. The record is from RefSeq and is a predicted model, not a curated record. NCBI's taxonomy places the organism in Eukaryota, Fungi, Ascomycota, Dothideomycetes, Dothideales, Saccotheciaceae. The coding region runs from base 1 to 1020 and encodes 339 amino acids. The transcript has 2 exons.